This is a messenger RNA of Athene cunicularia (burrowing owl), 3433 nucleotides long. RefSeq names its product gamma-butyrobetaine hydroxylase 1 (gene BBOX1). Gene Ontology annotation, molecular function: gamma-butyrobetaine dioxygenase activity; iron ion binding. Gene Ontology annotation, cellular component: mitochondrion. The record is from RefSeq and is a predicted model, not a curated record. Bases 301 to 1629 code for a protein of 442 amino acids. The transcript is spliced from 7 exons. Gene Ontology annotation, biological process: carnitine biosynthetic process. NCBI's taxonomy places the organism in Eukaryota, Metazoa, Chordata, Aves, Strigiformes, Strigidae.
UUCAAUACAUAUUGAACGGACUGCAGAAACACAAGACGACCAAGAUGAUGAAUCAAAUUGAAGCCCUGCCAAACUAAGGGAUUUUUGAAUACAUGGGUCUGAGUACACCCUCUGUGCCUUUAAAAAAUGUAAGCAACAAAUAAUGAAUGUCCCUGAAGAUCUGGGUAGCAGGAAAGAAGGGGAAAAUCAUCUUAAAAUGGUCUUUUUGCUAUACUGAUUCCUUCAGCAAUAAACUGCUCUUCGUGGUGUUUUAGGAACACGAAGGCGUUCUCCCUCCGACAAGUUCAUUAAAGACCUGAAAUGUGGAAGGCUGUGGCUGAUGUCCUGCUGAGGGCCAAAGUCCCUGGAGGCAGGGCCUGCUGCCUGUGGCCGGCUCAGAAGGGCAGGAGCCUGCUCCCCUGGAGCACUCAGCAUCGCUGGCGGGGCCCCGCGCUGGGGCUGUGCACCGCCCGGCCGCUCAGCAUGAGCCCCGGGAUACAGAAGGUGGAACCGCUGGACAUGGGUCACGUCGUCCGUGUGGAGUGGGAGGACGGGAGCGAGAGCCACUACCCCUGCGUCUGGCUGAGGGACAACUGCCAGUGUCCCCACUGCUUCCUGCGCUCGGCCCGGGCGCGCAGGCUGCUCUUCGAGGACCUGGACGUGAACAUCGUGGUGAAGGAAGUCGCUCUGGCAGAUAGAAAAAAGAUCUCUAUUACAUGGCCCGAUGAACACGCAAGUGAAUAUGAAGCCGAGUGGUUGAAAAAACGAUGCUUCUCUGAAGGAGCCAGAGCAGAAAUGCAAGAAGAUUUGUUUUUACCAGAACGCCAGUACUGGGGCUCAGACCUGCAACUUCCCAAAAUACCUUUUGAAGAAAUCAUGUACGAUGAUGAAAGCGCAUACAAGUGGCUGUGCACCCUAAAGAAAGUAGGAAUUGUGCUACUAACAGGAGCUGCUGCUAGGCAGGGAGAGUUGGUUAAACUUGGCCACAGGAUUGGGUUCCUGCGUCUCACUUUUUAUGGACCAACUUGGCAAGUGCAAGACAAAGCAGAUGCUAACAAUGUGGCUUAUACAACUGGGAAACUAUGUUUUCACACUGAUUACCCUGUUCUGCAGCAUCCACCUGGGGUUCAGUUUCUCCACUGUAUAAAGCAAACAGCUGUAGGAGGCGAAAGUGAAGUUGUGGAUGGAUUUCACGUAUCAAACAAGCUGAAGGAACAAAAUCCUCAGGCGUAUCAGAUCCUGUCCUCUACUGCUGUAGACUAUACAGAUAUUGGGGUGGACUACUGUGAUUUUGCUGUGCAAUGUAAACAAAGGAUUAUAGAUGUGGAUUCCAGAGGCCAAGCAGUUCGCAUCAAUUAUAAUAAUGCAACAAGAGACACAGUUUUUGACAUACCAGCUGAAAAAGUGAGGCCGUUUUACGCAGCUCUAAAGGAAUUUAAUGAUUUAUUAAACAGCGCAGAACACAAGUUUGCUUACAAGCUUAAACCAGGAGACAUAGUGACGUUUGAUAACUGGCGCGUGCUUCACGGUCGCCAAAGCUACCAGUCGGGAUCAGAAGUGACUCGUCACCUGGAAGGUGCCUAUGCAGACUGGGAUGUGGUCAUGUCGAGGCUCCGGCUCCUCAGGAAGAGGGUCCUGAACAGGGACUGAGCGUUCUUAAAACCAGAAUGAGCAAAACUUAGAUUGCCUAACCUCAACACCAACGAAUUAUUAAAAGUUUGUGUUUUCUUUCCAGAAUCUAACACCAAAAAUAUAUUUUUGAGUUCUAUAAGCUAAAAAACCUGUUGUUCAUAACAAUUUGAGGUUUAUCUGUGCCCUGGUCUUUGAAUGUAUAAAAUGCAUUGCUGUAAAUUUAAUCUCUAAAUUUAAAAUGAGUGUGCCAAAUGUCUUGACUGGGCUAACUGGGGAUUCACAAUGCCUUCUUUUGCCUCUACAAAUACACCUGCCCUCCCUAGAAAGCUCGUAAGGCAGCAUCAAAACAGACAUUAAAGCAUUACUGAAGGUUUGUUAUAAACAGCACCUCCCUCUGUUUUCUGAGAGGCAUUCGUUAUUGCAUAAAUCAUAACUAAAAUUCAUUACCAAAACAAACAACCAUUGCUGUGGAGUUAUUUUUAAAGCCACACCUUUCUAGGUAGAACUCCACUUUAAUGAAAGCUCUCAUUCAACAGAUGCUGUAUUCUGUAUGUUCUGCUGUACGUGUGAGGAUUAUCACAGCCACAAAUGUUUUUUUCCUACGUUUCUAAAUUCAGAAACAGUAAUGCUGCCAGACAAUGCAUCAUAUUAAUUUUCCUCUCUAUUAGGAAGAGAAAUAGAUCUCCCUGUAGAGGUUGCAGAUAAGGUCAGAAAUCUCAUCAGCUGCUGUGCACAGAUGUAAUUAAGAUCUGCAGAGCAGACAGACUUUUGAGUAAAGCCAGGAGAAGGAAUGAUGAUGCUUUCUUGGUGGCUAGAAACCACAAAGCACAAGAGGUGGUCAUGGACUCCACACCAGACAAGUGGUGACUGAACUCAGGUCCAUUUUUGUGACACCAAACCCAAGAGCACACCUCCGAUAGACGUGGUCUGCAGGAUGGAUGCCUCUGGGUUCCGUUCUGAAUAGAGAUUAUGGUAUGUAAAAAUUACUGCAGCCAAAGUAGUGGGGUUUUUUUCCUAUAUUCAGAUGCCAAAUUGAAAGAGAAAGAAUAUUAAAAUACUUGUUUUUAUACCCAGCAACAUGUUCGAUGAGUUUAUUUUUCACUGUGCUUACAGCUGCAGAGUUAACAGGACGCCCUCUCACCUGUGCCCCAAGCCUGACAAAAUAACCACACCUCCACCCUUGGAUAUGUUCUGUUCAACUGUUUGUUUUCGAACUAUUCCUUGUAAGUCACAUAAAUCCCAGUCUCCUCCUAGCAGGCUAAAACAGUAGAACUACAGCUACGGAAUUAAAUAACCAUAGACUUAAAUUUGUUGACAUGCAAAAAAAAAAACCAACCUAUAAGUGAAACCCUAACACAAGCUUGCAAACACUUCCAUAGCUUCUACUCAUCAUUUGCAAUCAACAGAUAUCUCUGAAUAAUCAAAGAAAACUAAAUUAGGAUUUGGCCAUGACCUAGUGUGGUUCCAUUCCUCUUUAGUAAGUAAUGAAAAGGUUUUCUCAAAGUUUUGACAUUAAGACAUAGCAUAACAAAACUGGGGUUUAGCGGUAGUUUGAUUUCUCAAUGCCUCCUUUAAUAAUUAAUUUUGGAAACAUGAAAGUAUUUUUUUGCCUUUGCUAUAAAAGGGGGAAAAGAUGAGGAAAGGUUAAUACCUGUAUUCUGCAGUACUGUGCUUUAACUGUGAUAUUUUCCAUGUAACUGUUUAAACAAUUUAAAACAUAUUGGGAUUUAUCUCACUGGUUAAUAAGGAAGAGAUAAUUUCUGCUUUUAUUCUGUACUUUUCUAAAAACUGUUUUAUUCAAAUGUCUGUUUAUUAAAAGCUG